Molecule: messenger RNA, 2696 nt
Organism: Aspergillus vadensis CBS 113365
Lineage: Eukaryota; Fungi; Ascomycota; Eurotiomycetes; Eurotiales; Aspergillaceae
Exons: 11
Coding region: 490-2574 (694 amino acids)
Molecular function (GO): 2 iron, 2 sulfur cluster binding; iron ion binding
Source: RefSeq, a predicted model, not a curated record
UCUAAAGAGUCCUAGAUUAGGCAUUUAUCAAUACGUCUGGUACCAUUAAAGUUGAUAGCCCCGAUUAGUCCUGAAACUUUGCAAAAGUACCCUCUUAGCUUGAUUAUACCAAACCCCCAGAACUGUUAUCGGCUUCACUCCCUUACCUCCAGUCAUCUCAAGCAGAGAAUGACCGGACUAAUGCGGACAAUCCUUCCUACGUGUCUGGCUGACAGAACUGCAACCUUACGUCUGGACCGGUUUCAUCUGACCUGCCGGCCUUCAGUCAUUCGCUGGUACAAAGGACCACGCCUAUACUAUCAUCGCUACUAAUGCACGGGAUUUUAUACCCUCUUCAGGAAAUGAUUCGCUAUCCAAUAGAUAAUGGUUUCAGGUACUUGAGAAUGACAGAGUUCAUUGCCUUCAGACACCGGCAUCCAUAAAUACUAGACAGCUGCUUCAUACAGUCUGUAGCCAAGCUGCGUCGACUGCAAAUCCCAACUCGCAGCAAUGUCCGAGCUUAUGCGUACCUUGCCGGCCUCCUGGUAUUGCAGCCAGCCUCUCUAUCAGCUUGAAAGAAGAGCAGUCUUCCUGAAAUCGUGGUAUCUUGUCGGACCCGUCACUAGAUUCUGUGACAUAGGCGCCAAGGAACGACCUUUAAAGCAUCACGUCACGCCAACAGGCCUUGUUUUCGCUACUCUUUCAGACGAGGCGCCCAGCUUCCAUGAGUAUUUCCCGGAUUUGGAGCCACUACUCCAACGGGUGAACUUCACCAAACUCCCGUACAGACACAGCAUCAAAUACGAGGGACGCUUUAACUGGAAGACUAUGGUCGACGGCUACCAGGAAUGCCUGCAUUGCCAAUACACCCACCCGUCAUUCUCCGUAUACUACCCGCCAACCUCGUACGCGGUGCACAAUCAUCAGAACUUUUCGCAGCAUAUCGCAGACCCGGAAAAGCCGGAUGAUGGUCUAUUCCUUUACUUCUUCCCGAAUUGUACUCUGAAUGUGUAUGGUGGAGGAAUGUCCUCGUUCCGAGUAUGCCCAACAGAUGACCCGAAUGUAACGAGGAUGGAGUUUGACUACUAUCAUAUGGAGUCCGGCGAGAAGUUCGACGAAUACUUCAAGUUUGUUCGGCAAGUGGCCAUGGAGGACUAUGAACUGUGUGAGAAAGCUCAAAGCAACCUCACUAAAGGCAUCUAUAGCGAAGGCAUCCUCAACCCGGAGAAGGAGAGCGGAGUGUCAUCUGUGUAUGGCGGACAAAACAGUUUCAACAUGGCUAUGGAAGAACCGUAUCCGGCUCUGCCUCCCGCCUUAUCGGCCCUGGUCUUGGUUUUAUUGCUAGCGGGGCUAGCUUUCCUUCUUCAAUCUUUAUCAAAGCCGCUCUUCCGGGGUUAUAAGUUCCUGCGUAUAGCUAAGCCGACGGAAACCGAGCUGGAUCCUGUUCCCGAUGGUAACGAAAACAUUGUCUGCAAGGAAUCGGAUUUUCCACAAAACUGGUGGACUGGCUCAGAUGUCUUUGAACUCGAAAGACGGGCAAUCUUUAGUAAAAAAUGGCUCUACCUAGCCCACCGUAACCGGUUCACCAAACCCGGCGAUUACCAUUCCUUUGAAGUGGCCGGUAUCCCAAUUUUCCUGGUACUGGGGAAGGACGGCGUCGUGCGAGUGUUCCAUAACGUCUGCCGUCAUCGAGCAUACACAGUCACGCGGAAAGAGUGUGGCUCCUCUAUGAUCCUUGGAUGUCGAUACCAUGGCUGGAGCUAUAACACCAAGGGAGAGCUCAUUAAGGCGCCUUACUUUGACAAUGUUCCCGGAUUUGACAAGACUCAGAAUAGUUUGUUCUCAAUUCAUACCACAACAACACCUGCUGGCUUUAUAUUCGUGAAUUUGGACGCAUGCCCGACGAUGGUGCCAUUGCAGACAAGGUCUCUCGAUGCCUUUGCGGGCAGACAUGGCAUCGGACGACAGUCUACGUGGCUGGGAGGGCAUACAGUGGAAGGUCAGUUUAAUUGGAAGAUUGCUUUGAGGUUGCAGAAAUUCAUCGACCACACAGAACUGGAGACUGAGUUCUCACAGCCAAAAUUAAAAACGCUGUUAUCGAGCUUGUUCAAUUCAUCACGAAUGCGCUCGGAGGAUGUUAGAGUCUUCCCUUUUACGACGAUUCAUACCGUCCGCGGAGGGGUACUGUGGUACUCACUGAGCUUCAUUCCCAUAUCUGAGAGCAGGACCGCGGUCCGGAUUGACUUAUACACCCACAAAGACAUGGGUAGUCCUGCGUCUUCACCAGCAGCAGAAACACUCUUCAACAAAUUGUCGAACAGUAUCCGAGAACUAGAAACCCAGUUCGAGUCACCUUCUGGAACAGCAACGCUCCCCACCUAUAUCACAUCAGCACCAGACCCAACUGGCACAGAUACACAGAGUGAGAUCCUCGAGGCCAUUAAAUCCCACGCCAAAUUAGAAAAACAACUAGGGGCCGAAAUUUUCCCGGCUACGAGGAGACCUAGAAGCAACACACGAUUCGAGCAGGCUGAACAAAUCUGCAAAGACCUAGAUUGCCAAGAAACGUGGAACAGCAAGAGUCUCGCUUGGUGAGAAUGCAUUGCACAGGUAUUACUGUUGCUUUAUUAGUGAAUUCUGUUGGCUGUAUCACUCAGUCGAAUCAAGUCAGUUAGUUAACUAUCCAUAAUUGGUUUCAAUGAUAUUUAAUGCAAAAC